Gastrolobium bilobum is the source of this 1421-nucleotide messenger RNA. RefSeq names its product malate dehydrogenase. The record is from RefSeq and is a predicted model, not a curated record. The transcript has 7 exons. Bases 115 to 1113 code for a protein of 332 amino acids. Lineage: Eukaryota; Viridiplantae; Streptophyta; Magnoliopsida; Fabales; Fabaceae. Gene Ontology annotation, biological process: oxaloacetate metabolic process; malate metabolic process; tricarboxylic acid cycle. Gene Ontology annotation, molecular function: L-malate dehydrogenase (NAD+) activity.
UCUUGCUGCGUUCACACUCACUCUCUGAUCAUCACUAAUAUUCUCUUCCGCUAUUGCACUGUGCCCUUCUUUUUCUUCUUCCUAUUCUUCAUCUUCUUCUUUGAUACAAAACCAAUGGCCAAAGACCCGAUUCGUGUUCUUGUCACCGGUGCUGCUGGACAAAUUGGGUAUGCUCUUGUUCCUAUGAUUGCUAGGGGAGUAAUGCUGGGCCCUGACCAGCCUGUGAUCCUCCAUAUGCUUGACAUUCCACCUGCAGCAGAGUCACUGAAUGGUGUUAAAAUGGAGUUGGUGGAUGCUGCAUUCCCUCUUCUUAAAGGUGUUGUUGCUACAACCGAUGUGGUUGAGGCAUGCACUGGGGUCAAUAUUGCGGUAAUGGUUGGUGGGUUCCCUAGAAAAGAAGGUAUGGAGAGGAAAGACGUGAUGUCCAAAAAUGUAUCUAUUUAUAAGUCCCAGGCCUCUGCUCUUGAAAAGCAUGCUGCCGCAAACUGCAAGGUUCUGGUUGUUGCUAACCCAGCAAACACCAAUGCUUUGAUCUUGAAGGAAUUUGCUCCAUCUAUUCCUGAGAAAAAUAUUUCUUGUUUGACUAGACUGGAUCAUAACAGGGCACUGGGUCAAAUUUCUGAAAGACUGAACAUUCAAGUUUCUGAUGUAAAAAAUGUUAUAAUCUGGGGUAACCAUUCAUCAACUCAGUAUCCCGAUGUCAACCAUGCAACUGUUAUAACCUCUGCUGGGGAAAAGUCUGUCCGGGAACUUGUUGCUGAUGAUGCCUGGUUAAAUUCAGAAUUUAUAACUACCGUACAACAACGGGGUGCUGCAAUUAUUAAAGCUAGAAAGCUUUCAAGUGCACUGUCUGCUGCUAGUGCUGCUUGUGACCACAUUAGAGAUUGGGUUCUUGGAACUCCUGAGGGAACCUGGGUAUCGAUGGGAGUUUAUUCUGAUGGAUCUUACAAGGUACCGGCUGGAUUGAUCUAUUCAUUCCCUGUCACUUGUCGCAAUGGGGAAUGGAAAAUAGUUCAAGGACUUCCAAUUGAUGAGUUCUCAAGGAAAAAAUUGGACUCGACAGCAGAAGAGCUUUCUGAGGAGAAGGCUUUAGCUUACUCAUGCCUCUCUUAGACCUCUUGUUUCUUUGCUUAGUGUCAUUGCGGGUUCCCUUGUUUAUCUAUUCAAUUUUCAAUAAUGCUCCUAUAAGAUACACACAAACUAUUGUGGACAUUGCUUGUAUUGCAAUGUCUAAUCCCUUCUAUGAGGAUAUUUGAGCUAAUGUAUUGGCGCAUGUAAUAGGCUACAGGCUGCAUAUUCAAUGGGAUUAGGCUUAACUUCCAAUGCACGAGACUCCAUUCCAAUGCUUUAUUUUCGUUUUUGGUCGGGUAGUGUCUGUGCAAGUUCUUAAUUUGAUGUAUGAAAGUGCACAGGUUUGGUUG